AUGAAUGGAGACAACAAGCGCACGCGCACAUCCUACACGCGACAUCAGACGCUGGAACUGGAGAAGGAGUUUCACUUCAAUAGGUAUCUUAACAGAAGACGUCGAAUCGAGAUAGCCCACAACUUAAUUCUUAGCGAAAGACAGGUAUUUAGGAUUUGUCGUCGUCGUUGUUGUUUAUGUUGUUGUUGCUGUUGUUUAUGUUUGUGUUGUUGA
This is a messenger RNA of Helobdella robusta, 213 nucleotides long. RefSeq lists its product as hypothetical. Gene Ontology annotation, cellular component: nucleus. Gene Ontology annotation, biological process: anterior/posterior pattern specification; regulation of transcription by RNA polymerase II. Bases 1 to 213 code for a protein of 70 amino acids. Lineage: Eukaryota; Metazoa; Annelida; Clitellata; Rhynchobdellida; Glossiphoniidae. The transcript has 2 exons. Gene Ontology annotation, molecular function: RNA polymerase II cis-regulatory region sequence-specific DNA binding; DNA-binding transcription factor activity, RNA polymerase II-specific. The record is from RefSeq and is a predicted model, not a curated record.